AUGGGUUCAUCGGCUGGAUUUCUCGUCUAUUCAGGCGUCAUGCCUCUCAUUAAGACAUAUAUCUCAAUUGCACUCGGAUACAUCCUGGCGAGGAAAGGUCUAUUCCCACCAGAAGCAUCCCGAGGAGCGUCACAAGUGACUAUGAACGUUUCCCUCCCUGCACUCAUCUUUGCGAACAUCGUACCCGCUUUCACGCCCGCCAACGUCUCUGCCCUCGGACCCCUCUUCCUUACCGCCUUCACCUACCAGAUCAUCGGCUUUACCCUCGGCCUUCUAAUCCGUGAGUUCUUCUAUGUGCCCCGCAACUUCUACCAGGGCAUCGUCGUCCUCACAGGCAUGAGCAACUGGGGAAACCUACCUAAUGCCGUCGUCAUGUCCGUCAUGGCCCAGGCACCCUUUAACCCAAGCACGGAUCCAGCGUUGGGCGUGUCAUUCGUGUCGAUCUUCAUCGUCUCCUACCACCUCGUUUUCUGGGUGGCUGGCGCGGCGAACUCCCUCUCCUGGGAUUACCGCCCCGGUGUACCGCAAGGCGAAGCGGCUGAGCUGCGUGUGUCUUGGAAAGAAAAGCCCAUUGGCGGCUUCAUCGCACGACACAUUCUCAAGCUCUCCGUAACCCAUCCGACACCCGAGAAGCAUGAUAACACACUCCAGCCUGAGCAUCGUCCCUCCAUCGAGAAGGUGCCCGUCGACCAUGACAUCGAGAAGGGUACGCCAGAGGUGGCACCCCAGCCAUUCGAGAACACACCCCACGAGCUUGAUCCAGACGUUCAGCUUGCCCGACGAACCUCGCGCCUUUCGGCAAGCUCCUUCCGCUCGCGGCAUCCAUCCACCUCGCUCGGCCACGGGCCCUCUAUGGCCGUCGUCCCUCCUGCGCCCCCACCAUCCCCCUCACCGUCCUCAAACGCCCAUGUCGCCGCGCACUCGGCAGAGGAUACCGAGCCAGAGACAGCGCUGCCUAGCUUACGCGCGCGCGUUCUUCACAUGUUGCGACCGCUCUCCGUCAUCGUGACACCCAUUACGAUCACGCUCGCGAUAUCGCUACCCGUCGCGCUUAUCACGGACCUAAAAGCGCUGUUCGUGAAUGUCACUGCCGAGGGCGGGCCAAAUUGGCACGGGCCCGACGGGCAGCCCCCGCUCGCAUUCGUCAUAGAAACCGCUGAAUUCCUUGGCGCAAUCGCCGUUCCGCUUGCGCUGGUUCUCCUCGGCGCUUCCUUCGCACGCAUUACUGUGCCGCGCCCGCUCUCGCGGCUACCGAUCGCUGCGAUGUUUGCCGUGAGCGCGUGCAAACUGUUUCUGCUACCCGUUUGCGGCGUAUUCAUGGUGCAGGCGAUGGUCCGCGGCGGGCUCAUACCGCGCGAGGCAAUCGCGGAGCGUUUCGUCGCGAUGUUCCUCAGCGGAACACCGGCGGCGGUCAACCAGCUGAUUGUGUCGUCGCUGUAUGCGCCCGGGGGAGAGGUCGAUACACUGUCUGCUUUUCUCCUUGUACAAUACGUCCUCAUGUUUAUCUCCAGCGCCGCCCUCACAGCCGUCGCUCUCCUACUCAUCUGA
Messenger RNA from Sparassis crispa, 1548 nucleotides. RefSeq lists its product with no specific name. The coding region runs from base 1 to 1548 and encodes 515 amino acids. The transcript is spliced from 9 exons. Lineage: Eukaryota; Fungi; Basidiomycota; Agaricomycetes; Polyporales; Sparassidaceae. Gene Ontology annotation, cellular component: membrane. Gene Ontology annotation, biological process: transmembrane transport. The record is from RefSeq and is a predicted model, not a curated record.